AUGAGCUUACAAUCUGGUUCCGAAUACCCAUUCAAGGAGCACGCUUAUUUGAAUGCCAGUGGAGCGCUCUUCUUGCUACGGCUUUUCGUCGUUCCCUUUCUCGUUUACGAAUGGUUUAUCGACAUUCUUGUUUCGCAGUGGCUGGAGGCGCUGAUACACAUUUCUGCAGGAUUGGUCCUUUCCAAGGCUAACAAUCUGCUACUAAGUUGCAGCAUAUCACUGCCGUCGGAACUGGAUGAUCUUGGUGGAUGGCCGAAGAACCAGCGGGAACCACCUUCGAAGACGUCACACAAUACUCAAUGGAUUUGUCCGGAGAUUGAGGUAGACAUUUGUUACUGA
Molecule: messenger RNA, 339 nt
Organism: Haemonchus placei
Lineage: Eukaryota; Metazoa; Nematoda; Chromadorea; Rhabditida; Trichostrongylidae
Source: the annotation of a GenBank genome assembly